Messenger RNA from Sphaeramia orbicularis (orbiculate cardinalfish), 8866 nucleotides. RefSeq names its product G protein-coupled receptor 179 (gene gpr179). The transcript is spliced from 11 exons. Lineage: Eukaryota; Metazoa; Chordata; Actinopteri; Kurtiformes; Apogonidae. The record is from RefSeq and is a predicted model, not a curated record. Bases 594 to 6236 code for a protein of 1880 amino acids. Gene Ontology annotation, molecular function: G protein-coupled receptor activity. Gene Ontology annotation, cellular component: membrane. Gene Ontology annotation, biological process: G protein-coupled receptor signaling pathway.
AGCAACAGAUAGCAGAGCGGGGAAAAGAAGGAGAAGAAGAGGAAAAACAGAAAAGAAGAGGAGGAAAUCUGCAGUUUUCUCACAUCUUUCCUCUUCUACAACCACACUCUGCUCCCCUCUUCCCUCUGCCCACCUGACAUGGGGAUCCCCCAACUUUGAGGCUUUUCCUUCCCCCUGCCCUUCCACGCCUCCUGCGACUGUAAACAGCAGCAGCACACGGAGACGGAGCGGAAACAUCACGGACGCACUGCGGAGAUGCGGGAAUUACUUCAUGCGCACAUCUUUUGCUCCCCACCACCAACCAGGACCCGCAGAUUUACUGGUAGCUUCAUGCGUGAGCGAGAAGAGCGUGUGCGUGUUUCGGUGCGGCACACAGAUGGAGCUGUGCGCGCGGAGUGACGGACCCCAGACCCGCACACCUGCUGCUGCAGCACCACGCUGACAUGAAGACCAAGAAAUCCCCUCAGGAAGUCCAAACCUGUGCCAGCAUGUGACCUUUCUUAUUCUUAAAAACAGUUUAAAGGGGUCAAAGAGCCACAAAGGUGUAGGUGUGUGAUCCCCCUCCUCCCCCUUCUCCUCUUCUUCUACUUCAGAUGAAAUCCACAAUGGGUCCUGUUUGGCUUCUUCUGUUGGCGCUGUGUUCAGUCCUCAGAGCGCAGCUGACUCCAACCCCCCCAUCAGUAUUUACACAGGAGAUGGACAACAGCACUGACUCUGGAACAAACACUUCAGAAGCUUCGGACAUCAGCACCACCUCCACCGUGUCCAGACCCACAAAGCCUCCACCAACCCCCUCAGAAGCUCCCACAGAGAAGGUGGAGGACUGGUCACCAGCCCAGACCUUCCUGUACAGUGGGGACUCCUCUGCUCUGAAAACGGCCAGCUGCACACGGGCGUACAGCCCCCCGGGCCAGACCGGGCCCCUGCCCUACAGUUUUGACAUCCCUUUGAGACCAGCGCUGGACGCACUCGCCCACACCGCCAACUUCCUCAACAUGAUCUUCCAGGCCAGUGAUCUGCGAGAGAGCACUGUGCAGGAGGACAUGGAGUGGUACCACGCUCUGGUCCGGGCCCUCCUGGAUGCAGACGUGCUCAUCCAGCAGGCGAUGCUCACUUUUGAUGCCGACCCGACUGCCCAGGCGCCACAACUGGUACUUCGUGCCAUCCGUAACCCGGCCACCAAGGUCCAGACCAUUGUGCUCCAAGACAUGUCCAAAGCUUGGGAGAGUCUUCACCCACCCGCCCCCUCACCUGACGACAGAUGGUUCAGACGGUUUAAAUUCCCAGAAUCCAACCAGCCAAUGGCGGCCCUGUCCAAGCGGGUGCUCCUCAAUGACCUCAGCACAUUGGACACCCCAAAGUGGAGGCAGGGCGACAGCUACGUGACCAAUCGCAGCGGGGUGCGGUGGGCCAACGCCCCCUUCCUGGAUUGUCAGGAUGGACGCUUUGUUCCAAGGUGGAUGCUCACCCUAUCCACGUCCUACUAUGGCCUCAAACCUGACCUGACACCUGAGUUCAGAGGUGUGAUCCGUGUGGAUGUCAACAUUCAGGAUAUCGAUGUGGAUCAGUGUGCAACGGGAAACAACUGGUUCGCUGAUACACACCAGUGCAACCGAACCAGCAUGGAGUGCUUGGCAAUUCGAGGCCGGGGCUUCCAACUAGGCCAGUACUGCUGCCACUGCAAAGAGGGAUACUAUAACCCUGACAUUCCCUCUGAGGACCUGGAUGGCGGCCCAGUGAACGGCAGUGAUGGCGAUGCUGUGUGUUACCCGAACAUGCCCAUCUGUCUGCCGUGCUGGCCCGGCUGUAAGAGCUGCCAGGACGGGACCCCCUGUUGGGUACAAGAGGACUGGCUCCUGAGGGCCGGCGUGUUGGCCGUCCAGGGUGUCUUCAUGCUCCUCAUCUUCGUCAGCAUGCUGGUGGCCUACAGACAUCGCAGGAACCGGAGGAUCCGGGCGUCGGGCCUCCUGCUACUGGAGACCAUCCUGUUCGGCUCCCUGCUCCUCUACUUCCCGGUCUUCAUCCUCUACUUCAGGCCCAGCACUUUCAGGUGCAUCCUGCUCCGCUGGGUCCGGAUGCUGGGCUUCUCCAUUGUCUAUGGCACAGUAACACUGAAAAUGUACCGGGUGCUGAAGGUGUUUCUGUCUCGUACAGCCCAGAGGGUGCCCUACAUGUCCAGCCUCCGCCUGAUGAGGAUUUUGGGAGUGAUGCUGAUGACUGUCUUCUGGUUUCUGUGUGCGUGGACAGUCGGCGUCCUGCAGAACCGGGACAGAAACAUCCCGGUUUUUGUCACAACCACCACGUCAGAUGGCCAGGGGUUCAAUCUUUGUUACCUGGACCGUUGGGACUAUAUGAUGGCAGUGGCUGAGCUUCUGUUCCUGUGCUGGGGCAGCUCCCUGUGGACCGCUGUCAGGCCCGUCCCCUCAGCUUUCCACGAGCCUCGCUACAUGGGCAUCGCCAUCCACAAUGAGCUGCUUCUCUCCUCCAUGUUCCACCUGCUCAGGUUUACCUUUCCUUCUCUGCAUCCUGAUUGGAUGUUGCUGCUUUCCUUCACACACACCCAUGUCACCAUCACCGUGACACUCGCCCUGCUCUUCAUCCCUAAGUUUAUCUAUGUGUCUAAACCUGGGAGGGCAGAGAUUGCAGCAGAGGUGUAUGAAGAUGAAGUGGACUUGCGGCGCUCUUGUUCAUACCUCAACAGCAGCUUUCAUUCUGCUUGGAGUGAACACAAUGUGGAUCCGGAUGACUUUAGGGAGGAAUUGAAGAAGCUAUAUGCCCAGUUAGAAGUCCACAAGACCAAGAAGAUGGCAGCAAACAACCCUCAUCUACAGAAGAAGCGAAGUUCUGCAUGUGCAAUAGGAAGAUCCAUUAUAAGACGCAUCGCUGAGAUCCCAGAAUCCAUGAGUCGGCAGUAUAGUCGUGAGGAGAGAGAUGGAUCCUUUCACAGCAGAAGUAAUCAGUCUGAUUCAUUUAGGAGGACCCCAGAUACUGUCAGUAUCAGUUACAGAAGUUCAAUAAGAACACCAUCACCAUCUCUGCGGAAAUCUCAAAGUGAUCACCACUACGUCAGGGAGAGAGACUCUUCCUUGCGAGACUCCACGUUAAGGACAGACACUGUGAAAAGAUGCUCUCAGCGAUCUGAGACGGACUCUUUGGACAUUCCACCAGGAGUCUGUAAGUCAGCCAGUGCUCAAAACCUGACCAUCGAUACCAAUCUCCUGCAUCCUGACCACACAAAGCUUCAUAAGUCCUGGAGUCUGACCUCCACGACCACCCAUUCUAUGGAAAACAUACCCAAAGUGAACAGAUCCAGCACAGUAUUGGCAAAGUCAAGAGACAGUAUAUCCAUUGGUGAGCAGACCAGGAGUGCCCUUCUGUCAGAGUCAUUUGAUAAGGCUGAAAUCUGUCCUUGGGAUGUAGAACAGGAACCAUCAACAGACAAGAGCCAUAAACAUGUGACCUAUGCAAACUCUGAGGGUAGUGUACAAAAUGACCCAAAAUCCCCACAGACACUCAUUUGUCCUUGGGACUUUGCACCACCUGUGGAAAAGAAACCAUCUGAGGAUAAAAGUGAAAGUGAAUCCCCAAAACCAGGGGCGUCUGUGUCUGCAAGUGCACCAGGCUCUCCAAGACCCAAGGUCACAAAAGAUCAGCGUGUCCUCUCCUUACGCACCAGCACAAACAGAUGGCUCUCUGUGAAAUCAUUUAUGGGAUCUAUAGAUGGAUCGAGCAAGACCAGUUUAAACAGAGAAGAUUCUGUGUCACAGAAAAGUCAGGAAAGCGUGUCCACAACACCAAGAUCAGGAACAUCUAGUCGACGUCCAAGCAUGGAAAAGAGGUCACUGCAAAAAAGAAGUCUGACAGCAGUAGAUGGAAAACCAUGCCUUGUGAAGCAGAACGCAGUCAGACUGUCCUCUGGAGAUUCUUCUGACAGAAGCCCAAGAAGGCUUGUGGUAGUCAGGUCUGUUGUCUACCCUUCAGAUGUGGAUGAUAUGCAAAAAGAUGGCACAUAUGAAAAUGUGUUUUUAUCUAGACAAAACAGCAAACGAAGCAGUGUAAGUUCUUGGGAAACUGUUAGCAGUUCAAGAACUCCCUCAACGCACAGGAAAGGCAGUAACCGUAUUACACCAGCUCGCAAUGUUUCUCACUCAGAUGUGUGUCCGUGGGAUCUAACUAGUACCUCCCAGCAAGGAGAAGGACUAAAGCAACAGCAGAGUAUUAAAGCAGAUGUAUGUCCAUGGGAGUCACAGGUAUCUGAAAGAUCUAAUGUUUGUCCAUGGGACUCUCAUGAGCAAGGGAAUGUGAAAAGACAAGUAAGUGGUCGAGGUGACGUGUGUCCUUGGGAAUCUCAUGAUAUCCCUAUUAUCUCUUAUAGAACCCCAUCCAAAGAUUCACUGAGGCAAGACUCUUUGAAACAUUCAACAGACGUAUGUCCCUGGGAGUCUGCAGAAUCACCACAACCUUUAAUAAGACAAGAUAAUGAAUAUGCCAAUGUUUGUCCUUGGGACACUCAGAACAAGGCUGAAGUUGUAUAUGAAAAUCUAAAUCCUUUGAACACCAAAGGAUCCCUGACAGUGCCAUUUCAACAAGAAGUUAUGAAAGCUGCUGUUUAUCCUGGUGCUCCAAGAGAAAGUUUUGGUGUUCAGCAACAUUACCAAGCAAAAUUAUCUGCCUUUCAUGCAGGAUCACAAGUGUCCAAGACAUCAGAAAGCUGUCCUUGGGAUUUCCCUGAACCUCCCAAAGUCUUGGAAACUAUUUGCCCAUGGGAAGAAGGGAACACAGAGACAUCCACAACAAAAACAAAUACAAACACAAACCUAACCUCACAAAUGACUGUUAAGGCAGAUAUCUGUCCCUGGGAAAGUGAACAUCAGGAUAAACCAGAAGCCUCCAAAAAAAGUGGUCCUGUCUUGGAAGCCACUUCAGUGCAAACAGAGAGCAAAGACAGAGUAAAUAUAUGCCCCUGGGAAACAGAGCACCCUGAAAAACCUGCUGCUGCAAAAAUGAUUUCAUUAGGACAAGAUAAAGUGGCAGAUGUUUGUCCAUGGGACACUGAAGGCCCAAACUCAGGAAAGACAGAGCCAACCAAAAUAUUACAGAGUCAAGAUGCAGCUCGGGCAAGUGUUUGUCCAUGGGAGACAGGGGGAACAGAGACAAUCAAAACUGAAGUUCCAGAAACAUCAGGGAACCUACAAAGACAGGGUAAUUUGCCAGAAAAUGUUUGCCCAUGGGAGACAGAAGAACCAAAAGUUGUUAAAACACAAGACAGCGGUCGGACAAAUGUUUGUCCAUGGGAGACAGAACAACCAAAAGUUCUCCCAAAACAAGACAGUAGUCGGACAGAUGUUUGCCCAUGGGAGACGGAACAACCAAAAGUUCUCACAAAACAAGACAGCAGUCAGACAGAUGUUUGCCCAUGGGAGACAGAACAACCAAAAGUUCUCCAAAAGCAAGACAGCACUCGAGCAGAUGUUUGCCCAUGGGAAACAGAACAACCAAAAGUUCUUCAGAAGCAAGAUAGCGCUCGAGCUGAUGUCUGCCCAUGGGAAACAGAACAACCAAAAGUUCUCCAGAAGCAAGAUAGCGCUCGAGCUGAUGUCUGCCCAUGGGAAACAGAACAACCAAAAGUUCUCCAAAAGCAAGAUAGCGCCCGCGCAGACGUUUGCCCGUGGGAAACAGAACAACCAAAAGUUCUCCAAAAGCAAGAUAGCGCCCGUGCAGACGUUUGCCCAUGGGAAACAGAACAACCAAAAGUUCUCCAAAAGCAAGAUAGCGCCCGCGCAGACGUUUGCCCAUGGGAAACAGGACAACCAAAAGCUCUCCAAAAGGAAGAUAGCACUCGCACAGACGUUUGCCCAUGGGAGACAGAAGGACCAGAUGUAGUCAAAAAGCAAGACGAUACCGGAACAGAGAUAUGUUCAAUACCCAAAACUGAAAGCAAGACUGAUAUUCCCAACAGUGUCAAUGAGGAUUCUUUACAGAACCUGGGGCCACCAAGUAUAGAAGAGACUCCACCAGGAAUCUCCACAGCAGAGUUAGAUGAUUCUAAAACAAACCUAGCCCUUGGUCGGCGUGAUGCUUUGUGUCCUUGGGAGAUGGUACGAACCAGUUCGGGUUCAUUCACAGACAAUACCUCAGAUGUGUUUACAUGGGAACCAGAGAACAUUCCUGAGGAAGAUGAAGAGGAUGAUGCAGAAUGUGCAGCUGAAGCCCUUGUAUUUCCACCUGACCUGUAAACUAAAUUGAACCAGCACUAACUUUAACUUGACCAUUCCUACUAAAUUAGUGGGGCGGUUCUCUCUUAAACAAUUUUGCUGAUAACGUUUUGAUGGUUAAUACGAAGAUCUUUGUUUUGUCAGAGAGCAGGGUCUGUUACAAAAUAGUUUCCCUCCAGCUUGCAAAGCUGAUAGCCUUUUUACUGGAUAUGUACUUGUCAAGUAAUAAAGACUGGACUGUCUACUUUGAACACUCCACUGCCACACUAUGCCUGAGGGCACUGGACACUAAAAGUUGUGCUACAAACAAGUUUUGUAAUAUUGAGGCACAUAUCUGAGACUCAAGAGACCCUUGUUGAUCCAGCAGUGCAGCGAUGAUUCUUAGUUGACUGAAGGGCAUCUAAAGCAUUUAGAUGAAUUCCCUUUUCUUCCUUCUUUAUCCCAUUUUGAAUAUGUUUUUUUUGUCCUUGUUUGUUUUACGUGACAAAUCAGAUAUUCACAAUGUAUGUACAGUAUGCUGGACCCAUGGCAAAUCCUGGACAGUCUAACAUUCUAAUUAUCUUGAUUUGUUGAAACUACUUUUCUACUCUUAUGUAGUAUAGUUCAGACUACAAUGAUUGUUAAAAAAAAAAAAAAAAAUCUCAAUUAAGUAUUAAUGAUCAAUAAAACUAUGCAUACAUAUUAUCUCAAGUGACUGGACCAAAUGACAGUGAUUAAUAUCACUUUUAUUAAGACUACAUUUAAACAAAAAUUACUUUUACUUUUUACUAACACAUGUAGAAAAAUGCAAAACGGAAAUUAAGCAAAUGGAAUAAUUUACCAUAAAACCAAACAUUUCAGUGCUAAAAAAAAUCCUCUGUCAAAUUUAAGUGGAAACUGCAUCACCAUUUUUAUGUCUGAAGAAAUGGGUGUUGUGUAUUUUAUGUGGAUACAAUGUACAGGAAAUGAAUCCCACAUUUGUUUUUUUGGCAUCUGGAACUAUAACAUUAACAUAGGAUUAAUGGUCUGAAAACCGAUUUUUUCACUGUGAAUUGAGAAAUUCACACCGGAUGCUGUACCUGCACUUGGAAGGAUGGAAGCUAGCUUACCCUUAAAUGUCAAUAUGUAAUGCAAACAAUGAAUGAAUUUUACUGCAAAUGAAAGUAAUUCUUUGAAAAAUUAUUCUUUCCAUUGAAAAAAUAGUCAUCUCUGACAUGACAAUAUCCACAAAUAUUAGCAGUUAAAAAUGUGCCAGGCAAAUAGAACUGAAGAUUAUUGGCAAUUAUUCAUUUAUUUAGCAGAAUUCAAAAGUUCUGUUAAAUAGUUGCCAAUAAUAUGUUGAUUUUUUUUCUUUGAAGAACCUUGUAAUUGGGUACUAAUCACAGUGAACAUCAGUUCAUCAAAAAUUGUCAGACAUUUGCUGUAGUUAAAAUAAUAGUGUUGGGGGGGGGGGCAAAAAGAGAAAGCAUAAUAAUUUUAUUCUAUUUUUGAAGGACUGACAGAAAGUGAAACUCUGUCUAUGCAAGCUUUUUUAAAUUCAAUUUUAAUUCAAGAUAAAGAGAACACUGAUAAUAAAGAAAAUUAAAUAGUUUUAAAUAAUAACACCGCACAAACUACAUUGUUUUCAGAAAAAUGUUCAUCUACGUGAACCCACAUAAAUCGGGGUUAGGAUAAACAAAGGUUGCCCACAUGACAUUGAUGCAUUGUCAUGUACUGUGACAUUCAGGGCCCUAAAACUCCCCCUAAAACUUCCCCUUGAACAUAUUCAAGGAGUUUUCCAAAAUUUCCAUUUAAUUCCUCAGUGACCUAAUCCUGAGUUUUCAUUUGGAUAUAGGGCAAAAAGGCAUGAGAAAACAUCCGUUUGCCACAUAAUGUGGCAUGAAUUUACUAAUUCUUGAAAAAAAUACAAUCUCAUUUUAAUCAAUAUUUCUUACCACCAUAUUAUUCAUAUAUUCACAUCCUCUAGUGAACAAAUGUGAUAUGUUUCAUGUUCCCGUCCUGUAUGUUUUGUUAGCUUAACAGCUAAAUUAGCUUAGCAGUGAUGUUAGCUGAGCACUUAGGCAACCACCAAAGUGUACCAACUAACCAUUACACUAUAAUUAUUCAGUCUGUUAAGUCUAUAAAUAUCAAAUUACAGUAUUCUACUCAGGAAAAUAUAUGGACAUAUUUAAAAGUUUUGGACAUAAAAUACUGAGGUUCUGAUUUAAUUCUGAAGCAAAGGGAUUGCAAUAUUAGGAAAAAAACAUGUUCUAUUUCUAUGCACCACAGAUGUAUAGAUCAAGUACAGUUAAUUAUGAAUUAUAACAGUAAUAAAUACCAUAGUAAAUACUGCCACUCAAACCAGAAUUUACUUCAGUUACUAUGCCUUGUCGACCAUUUUAAAUGUAUCAUUAACCGACUUCAAAACAGAGUUUACAAAAUGUUGGAACUAAAAGGUGGAUAACACAUGAAAUGCUAUAUGUAUUGUAUGUUGACGUAUAUAACUAAUAGUUCCAUGCCAUCAACCAUCACUUUUGCUGCGACUGAAAGUCUCAAAUAACUCCAAGCUUUAAUCCAGUAAUCUACAAGUUGGUAUUGCAGCAAGUUUUGUUCAUGGAGUGACCUAGUGUUGUGAGUAUCUUUGCAUGUUUGUUUGUCUUUUGAAUGAACAUGGUGUAAUUUACUGUCAUGUU